Molecule: messenger RNA, 747 nt
Organism: Seminavis robusta
Lineage: Eukaryota; Bacillariophyta; Bacillariophyceae; Naviculales; Naviculaceae
Source: the annotation of a GenBank genome assembly
AUGACGAGGAUUACUGGGCUUACUAUUCUUGUUGUGUAUUUGCUCUGUUGUGCCAAGGCAGAUGCCGCCAAGGCGAAUGUACGACGAAAGCUUCACGAUGACGACGUUCAUGUCACACUGGUUCCUUGCUUUUCAGCCGAUACCACUGUGCAAGUGGAGCGGCAAGGAACGACCGCCAUGAAAGAUCUUCUUGUGGGUGACCGUAUCUGGACGGAUCAGGGACACUACGAACCCGUCUACGCCUUUGGACACUAUUUACCGCAUCAAACAGCCGAGUUUCUCACUUUGACGACUGGGCUCUACGCGCCGCUGGUUCCCAGUGCCUCUUUUUUGGUUCAGCACAAUUCCCUCUUGGUAUCUUCCUAUGCUCGCAUGGUACAAGACAGUGAUCAUGCCCAUUUUCAGAACGGAGUUGUCAUCAUGUCACAACACGAUGGCAUUCAUUUGCUAUUGACACCCUUUCGGGCCCUCUGCACUAACUUGUUACGUUGUGACCAAUACAGCCCGGAUGGGUAUCCACCGUAUGUGGACACGGGCAUGCGCAUUUUGACUUGGGCCGACCAACUCCCACUCGUGGCACAAGUGGUUCUCUUGGGCCUGGCACUGCUGAUCUUUGGGAUUCUGAGAAUGCUAGAACUGUACGGCUGGGCGGCCGUGCUGGUGGUGCUCUGGAGGGUGGCUUAUCUCAAUGGCAGCAGCAACCCCCGUCGUAGUAGUGGCCAUCUCUGUAAGAUAAAGAUGGCCUAA